GUUGAUUGGACAGGCACGUUGCGAAUGGCGGAGACGCUGAGGCGGGUGCUAAACCAGGGCCCCUCGGCAGAGUCCGGGGAGGAGUACACAGCGGAGCCCGGGCCGCCUUUACUGCUGCUCGGCGGCCCAGGCUCCGGAAAGACCGCGCUGCUAUUCGCGGCGGCCCUGGAAGCGGCAGGAGAGGGCCGAGGCCCCGUCCUCUUCCUGACCCGGAGGCCUCUCCAAAGCCUGCCUCGCGGGACCGGAGCGGUGCUCGACCCCCUGCGGCUACAGAAGAUACGCUUCCAGUACCCACCCUCAACCCAUGAACUCCUUCAGCUUCUGUGCUCUGCCCAUGAGGCCCUGGGCCCAGCCCCCUCCCUCCUGCUGCUGGAUGGCCUGGAGGAGUACCUAGUGGAAGACUCUCAAGAAGUGGCCUACUUGGCUGCCCUGCUUCUAGACACAGCUGCCCACUUCAGCCACCGGACUGGGCCUGGCCAGGGCUGUGGGCUCAUUGUGGCCCUCCAGAUCCAGGAAGAGGAAGAGAGUGGGGAUGGCCUGCAGCUGUCGCUGCUCCAGCGGUACUUCCCUGCCCAAUGCUGGCUGCAGGUGGAUGCACCAGGCCCAGGACAGCGCGGCCUCCGAGCCUGCCUGGAUCCAGGUGGGCUGGGCCCUAGAGCAGAGUGGUGGGUGGCUUUCCGACCAGAUGGAGAGAUGACAAUCACCCCAUGGCCUACCCAGGCUGGUAACCCCAACUCAGACAAAGGUUCAAGUUCUGGAUGCCAGCCUUGAGCUUUGAUGUGUGACACCCUCUUUGUGCCUCAACUGCCCAUGGCUGGAAUACUUACUUCAGGGACUAGUACAGAUUCAAAGACCUAAAGAACAUAAAAUGCUUUUUCUCUUGAAACAGAGCAUUACCAUGUACCUAUUAUGCCCAAUCAACAUAUUGUUUUGCUGUUUUGAACUUCAUAAAAUAUUUCAUGAUAAAUGUAAUCUAAGACUUCUCCCACUCAGCAUUAUUAUUACUAUUAGUUCAGGGGCACCUGGGUGGUUCAGUGGGUGAAGCAUCUGACUUCAGCUCAGGUCAUGAUCUCUGGGUCCUGGGAUCGAGCCCCAGGUCAGGGCACAUUUUCUAGUUCAUUCCUUUCCCCCUACUACAUGUAAUUCCAUGGGUGACUGGAAUUCCAAUUUACUCAUCAAACUGACUUAUUUACUGCUAUGAACAUUUUUCUUGCACACAUGCCCUGGUUCGUGUAUAUGAGGGGUUUUAGGGUAUAAACCUAGAAGUGGAAUUGGGAGAGAAGUUCUGCAUGUGUUCAUCUUUCCUUGGUUAUGUCAAACUUUUUAAAAGUGGUUAAACCAGAACUGCCAGUGAGCCACCUGAUGACAUUGGUCCCAUCAGAGUACUUUUCUUAGAACAGGGCCUGAUUCAGAAUAAAGCCUUACAAAUUA
Nyctereutes procyonoides (raccoon dog) is the source of this 1431-nucleotide messenger RNA. RefSeq names its product SWIM-type zinc finger 7 associated protein 1 (gene SWSAP1). The coding region runs from base 25 to 771 and encodes 248 amino acids. The record is from RefSeq and is a predicted model, not a curated record. Gene Ontology annotation, cellular component: Shu complex. Gene Ontology annotation, molecular function: single-stranded DNA binding. Gene Ontology annotation, biological process: double-strand break repair via homologous recombination. Lineage: Eukaryota; Metazoa; Chordata; Mammalia; Carnivora; Canidae. The transcript is spliced from 2 exons.